CUACCAAGGAACAUCUUAGCCUCUGUGCUGUUGAUCAUUUUAAAAAACAAAACCAUGACCAAACCAACCAAUGACUUUCUCCAACCUCAGCCGCAAAGUGGCCAGGGCCUACACACCCAGGAGAGCGGUGAUGAUGGCCUCUCCUCCAACAUGAAGCACACGUUCAUUGAUCAUAACAAUGGAAGUGCGCCUCUGCCUGUAGCAGAUAAGGGCAGCUGUGUGAAACCAAUUCCUAAGGAGGAAAGAAGCACAGUUGUCCCGUGGUCACACACCUCAGUGUCUGAGUAUGCUACUGGUCCAAAAACACACACUGUGUUUGCUGAAGAGGAGUUCAAAAAACCGCCCACCCUUAUCGUGGCUAAAAAAAUCAACUUUCCACCACAAGCUGUGACAGACAACAUCCCAGAAGAGGAAGCUGUCAAGAUCGUAUCCGGCAAGACAGCCAUUACAGAGGAGCAUGCAGAGGUAGAAGGAGAUGAAAGCUGCACUAAGAUGGACUCUGGGGAAAUCCCUGAAACACCCAAAGGUCCAACACUGGUCGGCAGAGAAGGGAGAAGUAAGGGAAGAACUGCUUCAAAGCACUGGAAAGUUUUUUUUCCAGUGUUCCAGUGUUCCAGUGUUUUUCCCUUGUUACUACUUGUGAUUCCAUUCAUGGCUGUUGGUGUCUCGGAGGGCUCUUCUGCAGAUCGAGAUUGUAAAUGUAGAGACAUUCAACCCACCGCAGGCAAAUGCUAUACCUGCAAGGACAAGGACGGAUGCAGUAAAUUGAAGAAAAUAUAUGAUUCCCGGGUUUACCUUAACCCCAAAGAGAUUUACCAAGGAGACAAUACAAAGUUUCCAAGAUGCUCUGAAAUCUCUCCACCUGGUGAUAACUGUACUGUGUGCCUGGACCUGUCUUCUUCCAUCAACAUCUUCUGCUCAGAGCACAUUGAAGAAAUAUUCCUGGUAGAAGGCAAUGGAAUCAACAUUGGCACCGUCUCCUUAAAAUGUGUAAAGCUGCAGCCCCCUGGCCCAACCUCACAUAGUGUCUCACUGUCUAAUGUCUCACCAAAUCCAAAUGUGCAUUACAGCACACGUCGUGGAUUGAUUUCUAGCUUUGUUGAAAAGCAGCAGCCCCCUGGCCAAACCACACAUCACAAUGUCUCAGAGCCAAAUGUCUCACAAAAUCCAAUUGUGAAAGGCCGCACACAUCUUGGAUUGAUUUGUAGCUUUGUGCUUUUUUUGAUCGUGUUGGCAGCGCUGGGGAUCUCCUAUCAUUGCUACAAAAAAAGAGGAUUUCAAUCGGUCAACAGUGAAGAAGUCUGAGGAAGGAGGAAGUGUGUGGACUCGAGGCCUUUCUGCUGCAACUCAUGAUUAUUUUAUUAUUCAUUUAGCUGUUGAUUGUUUUCUUAAUAAUGUUAAUUGUUAGGUCUUUAAACAUUCAAACCAUGUCAUCAAGUAGCUUGUUUUCUUCUUAAAAAUAACAAAUAGAUUAUCAAUAUAAAUGCUGAUAACUUCUCUGUCUUCUUGUAUAAAAACUGGCAGAGGUGGGAGAAGUACUCAGAUAUUGCACUUAAGUAAAAGUAGAAAUGCCAGAGUGUAGGAAUACUCAGUUACAAGUAAAAGUCCUAUAUUCAAAAUGUUACUCAAGUAAACGUAGAAAAGUAUAAGCAUCAAAAUAUACUUAAAAUACCAAAAGUAAAAGUACUCAAUAUAAAGAUUGACCCAUUUCAGAAUAAUAUAUAUGUUUUGAAGUAGGAUACAAUGGAAGUACUCAAGUAAAGUACAAGUAUCUUAACGUGCAAUACUUGAUUAAAUGUACGUGACUUCCACCUCUGAAAACUGGUUUCAGUUGUACUUGCUGAUAACAAUGUUGAAAUAAGAGAGCUUUUUGAAAAAAUGGCAUAAUGCACAUGUGUAUCCGCUGUCUUAAUAAAAAUAGCUUUGAAC
Molecule: messenger RNA, 1929 nt
Organism: Trematomus bernacchii (emerald rockcod)
Lineage: Eukaryota; Metazoa; Chordata; Actinopteri; Perciformes; Nototheniidae
Exons: 10
Coding region: 55-1305 (416 amino acids)
Source: RefSeq, a predicted model, not a curated record